Molecule: messenger RNA, 714 nt
Organism: Dentiscutata heterogama
Lineage: Eukaryota; Fungi; Glomeromycota; Glomeromycetes; Diversisporales; Gigasporaceae
Source: the annotation of a GenBank genome assembly
UUUUAGCAAUUGAACGAGCUGUCGCAAUUAAUGCAGUCUUAAGGGCUAGCAAAGUUUGUCAAAAAGUUUUUCAAAACCUUGUAACGAGUGACACUGUUAUUAAGAAGGAUAGAUCCCCUGUGACAGUUGCUGAUUUUAGUGCGCAGGCAGUUGUAAACACAAUAUUAUAUGAAUCUUUUCCAAAUGAUCCAAUUGUUGGAGAAGAAGACUCGGGAAGUUUACGAGGUGAUAACGGAAAGGAACUAAGAAAUAAAGUCUUAUCAUUGGUUAACACUGUAGUAGAUACUCCUUUGGGCGAUAAUGAGUUAUUAAAUGCGAUCGAUAGAGGAAAUUUUCCCGGUGGCUCACAUGGACGAAUGUGGACUCUUGAUCCGGUAGAUGGAACCAUGGGAUUUCUUCGUGGAGAACAAUUUUGUGUUGGGUUAGCGUUGAUUAUUGAUGGGGAUGUUCAGCUUGGUGUUUUAGGAUGUCCAAACUUACCAGUAGAUCUUAAAGCACCCGAGGGUGAAAGAGGAUGUUUGUUUGUUGCCGUUAAGGGACAAGGUGCUUUUCAAUUUUCUUCAGCCGAAGAGACACAAAUACAUGUGGCAGAUAUUUCAUCACCAUCAGUAGCUUCAUUUUGUGAAUCAGUUGUAGCCUCACAUUCUUCACAUGAUGAUGCGGCAAAAAUUGCAUCAUUACUUGGAAUCACAAAGCCACCUCUCCGAAUGGAUA